AUGUCGGAACAUUCCCCUUGCGUCCGUAGAUGGCCUACAUGCUCGAGGCAAGAUUCGCUUCGACCGGUUGGCAGUAGUUAUGUAGUAUUCAAUCCUCCCUCCCUCUCUCUCUUCUUCUUCUUUUCUUCUUUUCUAUUGUAAUCUCCGCUUCUCCGCAUUUCUCGCCAGGGUCUAGGGUCCAGCCCAUUAAUCUCUCUCUCUCUCUCUCUCUCUCUCUCUCUCAGAUAUCCUCGAAAAUCCAAGAUUAACGAACAAAACAACAAAAGAUGAGAUUUCAUUGAUUCUGCUUCUAUUUCUCUCUAUCACCAGUUUCAUCACGCGCCACAUUUAAUUUCCCCUCGACGCCACUUCGUGAUCCUUGGCGAGAUUGCGCGAAAAAAAAAAAAAAACAAGCUGGAAGGGGAAUAAAAAGCAUCGAAAGAAGAAUGCACCUGUGAAGCGUCGGGGGAGAAGAAUUCGAGACACGCGACUACCACAAUGGCCAUGGAGAUCCAGCAAGGUGCCGCCGGCGCCAGUGUAGGGCCACCCCCAAAGUUCUCGCGAUACCGCUCCGUAAGACAGGCAGCGUCGCAGAAGCAGGCAGCCCCUCCGCUGCCCUUAUCAGCGCCGAAUGGCGCACACUCUGGUGUGUCGCAGGCUCCGGCUAUUGCGAAGAGCAUGUCGCGUUACCGUCGUGCGAAACCUGCGCCCAGCGUCCCGACAAAUGAACUGCAGCCUCCCGUGCCGACGGCGGUGGAGCGGAGACCCGAGGACAAGGAUGUUAUUAUACAGGGAGGAGGGUGUGGGAUCCAGUCUGGCAUUGAGGGAAGGCUGCCGAUACGUACAUCCCAGGACAGUGAUUCUAUCGACGACAAGGCCGAGGAACUUGAACUGGAGCGGGAGAGACACCGACAGGAGGCCAUGGCUCGGCUGACGGGUGGGGAGAGCCUGUCUGCGCCGUCGAUGGGGGGUGGUUCGUCCAGGCCGACCACGCGGGGUACGGAAAGCAGAGACCAGAAGAAUAAGAAGCUGAUGAAGGUCAAGGAGCGAGAGCGAGAACGGGAGCAGCAAGAUGUGAAAAAGAAGGCAGCGGCGGAGACGGAUGCGAAACAUCUGUCGUUCAAAGAGAAGUUGAGUCUGCCAUGGUCCAAGGGACCCGAGGCCAAACACUCCAAGCCGGAUGCAAAAUACAUCGAGGUCGGCGGCGGGGGGAUCGUCCCAGGCAUUGACGCCCCAGUCUCUGCCGUGAAUGCUGGGGAGAGGAGAGUCGUGGUGCAGUACAGGGGAGCGUCGAUCCGUCUCCCCAUCACGCCGUCCACGCGCGCCCAGGACUUGUUGUUCUCGGCUGCCAACUGCCUGGGCCAGGAUAUCGACCCCAAGAAGUUUAUCCUGAUGGAAUCCUUCGCCGAGCUGGGCCUGGAGCGGCCGCUACGCCGCUACGAGCACAUCCGCGACGUGAUGAACUCCUGGGCCCACGACGGCGAGCACUCGCUGUUCAUCACGCCCCCGUCAAGCGUGUCGGCUCUGAAACGGCUCGAUGCCAGCGGGGUCCCGGCCGAACAACCCGAGGACGCCACUUUCUCGCUCUACUAUUCCCAGCGGCCGCGGAAAUGGGACAAACGCUUCGUCACGCUGCGGACGGACGGGCAGGUAUCUGUCUCGAAGAAAGAAAGGGCCCAGGAGCAGACGAACGUCUGUCACCUGUCGGACUUUGACAUCUACACGCCCACCCCGCACUAUCUGGCGAAGAAGGUCAAGCCGCCAAAGAAGAUCUGCUUUGCCGUCAAGAGCCAGCAGAAAUCGAGCAUGUUCCUGUCCACCGAAAACUUUGCCCAUUUCUUCGCCACCAAUGACCGCGACCUGGCCGACCGCUGGCACAACGCUGUCCAGCAGUGGCGGAGCUGGUAUCUCGUCAACAAACUCGGGGCGGGCCAGAAGAAGCCAGACGAAGCACAAGGUGCGGAAUCCAAACCACCAACAUCAGCCUCGGUCUCUCGUCAGACAUCUCGACAUCGCAAGGGGAUGCCUUCCGAGUCGACGCCUUACCAGCUGGGUGCCUUCAAGCCGCUGUUGGACAUGGAUUCGCUUGAGUAUGCGAGCGGAGAUGACCAGGCGACACACCCUCCGUCCUCGUCACACACCAAAGACCUGUUCGCACGGAAGAAGAGCACCCGCGAGCACGCCCCGCCGCCUGCCUCCUUUCCGAAGAAGCUCUCUGAAAUGGACGCCGCGACGUUUGCCCCCACGGGACUGCUGGGCCGCAGCUACAGUCAGCGCCAACGUGCCAUGUGGGAUCGCGAAGAGAAGGAGCGGCGCAUGAAGCAGCCCGACAGCGCAGAGCCCUUUUCGCCACAGGGCGGCGGUGGCGGCGGCGGCAGUAGCAGUGGCUGCUAUCCAGCCAGCAACCCGGCCAGCCGCUCAAACACGAUGCGGUCCGCCCAGGCCCCCGAUUUGAGCGGGUUUGUCCGACGCUCGGAUUCUCUCCAGCGACCCAAACCCCUCGUCGAUCUCACCCCGGUGUUCCAGGAGCCGCCACAGCAUGCUCGCAAAGGCCGCGGGGUGACUAUCGAGCCGGGCGUGCCUCUUGUUGAAGCCGCCACGGGGCCCGAACUUCCUACCGGCGCAAUUGAAGUUCCCUCGGCGACGACGUGGAGGAGGCCAGCGCCUCCUCCGCUACAAUCAUCAACAACAACAACAGCAGCAGCAGCAGCAGCAGGAACAAACAAUUACUCCAGACAGCAUGGAACAGGCGGAGCGAAUGGAGGUCCUGCCGUCUCGCCUACCUCGCCAACCUCUCCCGAGAGCCCCUUUGUACCAAACAGUCUGCUUGCGCGGUCUGCAAAGGUUCCAACGCAUGCUCCGGGGAUACCCACGGGCCACGGUGUCGCGACGGGGGACCGCACGGCGAGUAAGCCGAUGCUAGACAUGACGCCUAAGAAUCCAUUUAUCGAGGGGAGUCUUCUUCAUGAUUUAUAA
This is a messenger RNA of Penicilliopsis zonata CBS 506.65, 2955 nucleotides long. RefSeq lists its product as hypothetical. The record is from RefSeq and is a predicted model, not a curated record. The transcript is spliced from 3 exons. Lineage: Eukaryota; Fungi; Ascomycota; Eurotiomycetes; Eurotiales; Aspergillaceae. Bases 478 to 2955 code for a protein of 825 amino acids.